GUUGAAAUUAGUUCUUCAGUGACUUUCGGACUGUGUGUGUGCAGAAUAGUAUAAAACAGUGAAUAAUGACUGGUCGUGGUAAAGGAGGCAAGGGAUUGGGAAAAGGUGGCGCCAAGCGUCAUCGCAAAGUGCUUCGUGAUAACAUCCAAGGUAUCACGAAGCCUGCUAUCCGCCGUUUGGCUCGUCGUGGCGGUGUGAAGCGCAUAUCUGGACUCAUAUACGAGGAAACGCGUGGUGUUCUGAAGGUUUUCUUGGAGAACGUAAUUCGUGAUGCCGUCACCUACACCGAACACGCUAAGAGAAAGACUGUUACAGCCAUGGAUGUUGUGUACGCUCUGAAGAGGCAAGGCCGCACUCUCUACGGAUUUGGCGGUUAAAAAAAAAGUCCUGUACUUUUAUUAAGCAAUCGGUCCUUUUCAGGA
Messenger RNA from Drosophila yakuba, 422 nucleotides. Its product is annotated as histone H4. Bases 66 to 377 code for a protein of 103 amino acids. Gene Ontology annotation, molecular function: protein heterodimerization activity; DNA binding; structural constituent of chromatin. Gene Ontology annotation, cellular component: nucleosome. The record is from RefSeq and is a predicted model, not a curated record. Gene Ontology annotation, biological process: nucleosome assembly. The transcript has a single exon. Lineage: Eukaryota; Metazoa; Arthropoda; Insecta; Diptera; Drosophilidae.